Molecule: messenger RNA, 2087 nt
Organism: Theileria parva strain Muguga
Lineage: Eukaryota; Apicomplexa; Aconoidasida; Piroplasmida; Theileriidae
Product: Abscisic acid G-protein coupled receptor family protein
Exons: 2
Coding region: 247-2052 (601 amino acids)
Source: RefSeq, a predicted model, not a curated record
AUUUAACCCUUAAACUUACUUCUUUAAAACAAAUUUCAUAUAUCUAUGUUAAUAUGUUUUUUAUUAUUUAAUUUAAACCUUCUAAAUCACAUGUUUAGUACUUUAAAAUUAUUAAAUUUCCUCUCUUUUGACUUCAAGUUUAUAGAUAAACUUAAUUUUGUAAAAUAAUGUGUUAAUAUUUUUGUUUUUAUAUUAUCGCACUAAAUAAAUGAGCAUGAUAAAGACACUUCAUAAAAUUUCACAAACAUGGGUUACACCUUACUGUUAAAGGUUUUCCUGGUACUAACACAUUUGAUUACCCUUGUGUUUGGAGCCCUAAUCAUAGAGCUUAUUCUCUAUUUCAGAAAACAUAAUGAAAAACAGAUUCUUUUAUCAGCCUUAUCAACCACCUCUUUUUUCCAUUCACUCCAGGAUGAUGGCCUAAUUUCAUUUCGGUCACAUUUUUUAAACUCAUGGCAAAGGUUCGGAACUAUAGUGUUCGCCUCAACAUGUUUCUGCUCAAUCGGAUUUAUAUCCACAUUAUGUACAUUAUAUUUUGUAGAAAAUCCCUCUGAUCAGGACUUCUUGAAGUCUUUUUGGACCUUUGAUGCUCUUCUAUGUUCAUUUAUACUUUUUUUUGUGAUUCCUCUAGGGUUAUCCAACAAAUACGUAUCAAUGAGGAAGAGCCUUCAACUGAGCCAGAAGAUACUGAGACCAGUAGGGUUUAUGAUUAUAUGGAUAGCAAUCGGAGCUAUUUUCGGAAACCUAGUGUUACACGAUAUGUUUGGUUUUAUGGAAAACCGGAAAGUAGGAUUCACCUUCACAUGUAUCUAUUAUAUGUGUGGGUUUGGACUGUUUUUCGUGGCACUUUUGGUCGGCUUUUCAGGAAUUUAUUUCCCAUACCUACUGUACAUUAUAAAGAGAGACGUCUCAUCAGUUAGACAACUGGAGAGACUAAUCUCAGACUGCCUUAAGGCGAAAAGAGACCUUAAGCUAAAAAUGAUAGAAAAUAACAUGUAUUUCUCAGAAGAUGACUCUGAAGAAGAAGACGAUUUGGUUAACAUAGAUCCAGAAUCACCAUCAAGAAGUAAAGAAAAGUUAGAUGCCAACAGACCUGACUCAUCUAGGGAAGGUAACCAACUUCUAACAUCAUACCUACCAGCUGAAAUGUGUGUUAACUUUGAGCCUCAAGAAUUUGGAAACCGGUCAAUCCCGACAUCCAAAGUGGAAUCGUUCUUUAGUAAACUAAGAGCAAUGAAACUGAGAGUAUCUAGCACACUUUAUAGAAUAAAGUACUCUAAAUAUAUAGGACAACCAUCAGCCGGUUUACAAAUCUCACUAGACUCAGGUUUUAACAUGUGGCUAAUGAUGAACCAGCUUAAAAACGACCUUGACUACCUAAACAUGCUUAAAAGGGAAAAGAAAGCAUCAUCUAAACUUUCUGGCAAAAUUUUUAUAAUUCUCAAAGUCAUAGUCGCAUCGGGAUGUAUGAUUAACUGUUUUAAGAUUUGUAAACGAGGUAUAUUGAUGCUCUUUAGUGACUAUAGCAGUAAACUGACGAGAAUUGAGAACCAGAAGAUAAUAACCAAAGUAUAUUACGUCUUCAUGAGGGACGAAAUUGUUUCUUCAAUAAUAAACGAAGUUCUAGAAAACGUACAACUACCUACUGCUUUUGACUUCCUCAUCUCUAGGGCUAACUCCAUCUUCCUCGCAUGUGUUAUGAUAUCUUCCGUAGGUUACUUUCUAGAUUUCGCCAGAGUUAUGCUUAAGACCAAGUAUCUCCAAAAGACUAAGCUACUUUCAGAUAAUACACUCGGUCUUGCAUUUGCCUGUUUCAUGAUACUCACUUUCCCAUCACAGUUCUUCCUUGUGGUCCCAUUCCUUCCCAAGCAGCUUAAGGUUAAUUUACUUGAUUUUCUGUUCCAAAAUGACAUUUUUGUUUGGUUUGGGCUCAGAUAUAGGUUUGACAUUAUUGUUUUUGCCACAAUUCUAGUGACCUUUGUUGGUGUGAUUUGUCUUCACUACUCUCGCUCCUUUAACAAGCUCAACUACCAAGUUGGGUGCAAUAUUUAACUUGUAGUAUAAUUAAAUUAAUAUUCUAUCUUAAA